Molecule: messenger RNA, 1861 nt
Organism: Anopheles gambiae (African malaria mosquito)
Lineage: Eukaryota; Metazoa; Arthropoda; Insecta; Diptera; Culicidae
Product: testis-specific zinc finger protein topi
Exons: 2
Coding region: 59-1591 (510 amino acids)
Source: RefSeq, a predicted model, not a curated record
GUCUUGGAUUGGUCUGCCGCAGUGUGCUUUGCUUUGAAAAAAAAAAUCCCAUAGUAAAAUGUCGGGCAAUACACUCUUUUCGUACUGGAAAUUUAGACGGCAGGCGGAAGAAACUUUUCGCAGUUCGUCACGCCGGCUCCGGCAGAAUAUAGAGUCGUUGCAGUGCACACUUUUGCAGGAUUUCGGCACGGGCAUCGGAGCAGGCGGCAGUGUUAGGCUCGCAAGCUACAAAAAGUACACCUGCGACCAGUGUCUGCGUAAGUUUGUGCACGAGAGUGGUCUCGCUCGGCAUGUUGCAAAAUUUCACCCGGACGUGUCGACGAACGUGGAGCCGCCGACGGGGCAGCAGCAGCAGCAUCCGGAACUCCCGGCUACCGUCUGCAGUGACUCGAAGCCAACGCCGGCGUCCGAAGCGUACAUCGAUGCGGUGGUAAAGUGCCGGCACAGCGGCGCAAUCUUUCCCUCCGCCGAGCAGUACCUGUGCCACGCCAUGCGCUACAAGUUCUGGGAGCAGCUGUUCGCGGCCGAGCCGGAGGAACGCGAACGCCCGGCCGUCCUGCUGCGUCGGCAGUUUUCCAUCGUCGCCGUGCACACCGUCCUUCGCUGCGAGUACUGUGACGCGUGCUUUUCCGACUGUGCCGGGCUGUUCGCGCACGAGUCGCAACACUCGCCGACCGGCGGCUUCUGGUGCACGUUCUGUCGGCUUCACUUCCCGACGCUGACCGAUGUGCUGGCCCAUCGGGCAGAGUGUCUGGAGGGGAGCAGCUUCAUCGGGUGCCACUUCCAGAACGUGCAGCUGCAGUACUGCUGCAACGUGUGCAUGGCCCUGUUUGCGACGCUGCCCGAGCUGUACGCCCACCGGUACGACGAGAUUCACAUCUUCCCCCGCCGAAUGGCCCGGGCAAAGGGGCAAACGGGCGGCUACGGCGGGCUGUGGGUGUCCUGCGAGCUGUGCGUGUUUGUGUGCGAUCACAUCGAGCUGCUGCUGGUGCAUCGGGCCGAAUGCCAUCCCGGCGGGGCGGUGACAAACAAACCGCCUACAAUGGCGGCACCAUCGCCAUCGGCGGGAAAUCCACCGAAGCAGAGGCAGCAGCAGCAGCAACAGUUGGCAGCACCGAAACGCCCGGAGGGAGAAGAAUCGAGCAACGAGCGGCCAUAUCUCUGCGAAAAGUGCGGCAAAACGUACACCCAGUCGAGCCAUCUGUGGCAGCAUCUGCGCUUUCACAACGGAGUGCGCCCGUUCGCCUGCGAUCGGGACGGGUGCUCGCGCCGGUUCACGAUACGGCCCGAUCUGAGCGAUCACAUCCGGAAGUGCCACACCGGGGAGCGCCCGUACGAGUGCAACGUGUGCCACAAGCGUUUCCUGACCGGAUCGGUGUACUAUCAGCACCGGCUGAUCCAUCGCGGCGAGCGGCGGUACGGCUGUCCGGACUGUGAUCGGCGCUUCUACCGGGCCGACGCACUGAAGAACCACCAGCGCAUACACACGGGCGAGAAGCCGUACGAGUGUGGCCACUGUGAGCGCAAGUUCCGGCAGCGGGGCGAUCGCGAAAAGCACGUGCGCGUGAAGCACAAGAAGUUUUGCAAAUGAGGCGACGGUGCGGUUUGAUUUGUUUGCACCGUUUUGCGCACACUGUUCCUGUUUUAUUUAUGUUAACACGAUGUUUGCUUGUUUGUGUUUGUUCGCUAUGGCGCAAUUAAUUUAUUUUAGCUUGUAACACAAUACCGCCAAAUAGAGGUGGUAGAGUGGAGAAUAGAGAAUCAAAUAAAAUAUUUAUCAAUUUUCGUUUCCGACUGUUUGAAGUAAUCGUAGUAGCCAUUUUCUUUUGUGAGUAGUGGUGGGAGCCCGGAAUCGGACCAA